Molecule: messenger RNA, 2666 nt
Organism: Schistocerca serialis cubense
Lineage: Eukaryota; Metazoa; Arthropoda; Insecta; Orthoptera; Acrididae
Product: zinc finger protein 613-like
Exons: 2
Coding region: 152-817 (221 amino acids)
Source: RefSeq, a predicted model, not a curated record
GCCUGAAAUCAAAAACUGCAAGAAGUGCUCGAAAAUUUUGUGUAUCUGUUGAGUGUGUAGUUUUCGUUGACGUCGCAUAAAAAUUUUUAGGUGUGGUUUAAGUACGAAGUUUUCUCCUUUUUGGAACUGGGACAGAACCUUCAGAAAUACGAUGAAUGAAGAUAAAAAAUACAAAUGUUCAGAGUGCGGAAGAAGCUAUAAUUAUAACAAGAAUCUGAGGAAACACGUAUUACAGGCGCAUCCAGGAAUGUUAAGCGAUAUCGCUCCGGAAUUAAAGAUGCAAAAGUGUUAUAAAUUUUUGUGUAGGGUAUGUGGUAAACAGUUCAACCAGAAGCGCAAUUUAAUGUGCCACGAAAGAAACGCACAUGCAUCGGAGAAUAGUUGUAUAAAAAUAAGAUGUGCAUUGUGCGAUAUUUCAGUCCUUUCGAAGAAAUGCUAUUACGAUCACUUAUCAGUAAUACAUGAUGUAUCGAUAACAUCAGAGGAGACUGAAUUUGCAUCUUUCCAGGAAUUCGGUGACGGGAAGCAACAGACUGAGAAAAAGACGAUGUCAUUUUAUGUCAAAAAGCGUGGAGCCUAUUGCACUUCAGAUAACGUCGUACGGCUUUUCUUUGUAUGUCACCGUUCAGGACAGUUUUUAUCUAAAAGUAAGGGCAUACGCAACAUGAAAACACAAGGAACAAACAAAAUAGGUGGUGUCUGUCCUUCCAGCCUUGAAGUAACCGAGACUAGAGAUGGUAGCUGCAAAGUAAAGCACGUUAUUACUCAUGUGGGGCAUCAAAAUGUUAUUAGUUAUUUAGAUUUUGACAUAAGCUGAAAGAAACAAGCCAAGCUGUUCGCAUAGCAAAGAGUAUUCCAAGCCAUCCGAUACUCGAUAAAAUAAAACAUCCUUUGUCUUAUUCCAAGUUAGUGACACCAUCUGAUAAAAAAAGAGAUUAAUGCGGUACUGAGAAGUAUACUAAAUCAAUGUCACGAGACAUAAAGACUGCAGCACCAGUGUAGAAGAGUGGGUUAACGAAUUAGUGCUAACGAUAACCCGUAUGUCUUGUUCUACAAGACUUGAGAGAAGGGAAGACUUUCCUCAUUAUGAAUAGGAAGUACAACAGUUGACUAUAUUUGCAUUGGUGGAACUAAUGAUUUUUAAUUGAUAUCUCUACUUGUGCAUGAUGGCAUGAGACAAGGUUUUCCUUGAGCUUUCAUAUUUAUUUCAAAAUUUUCUGUACAAGAGGUGCUAUAUAAAAAAAUGCGCCGUCAGGUGUUAGUCAGAUUUCGCUUGCGUUGUUUUAUAAUGCUUAGUUUUAACAGAUGGAAGAAUCAGUAAUAAGACUGUUUUGUUGGCCUACUUAUUUUAUUUAUUACACAAUUCAAUAUAACUGGUUCACAGUUAUGUAUUAGGCCUCCUCCUUGAAAUCUUGUUUGUGGUGACAGACUGAUCUACAUCACAGCUUGAGGUCUACGUUAGGUUGGAAGCUGAUGAUUUGGUUAUGAUUUGGCGAAGCCAACAAAUGUGAAAUCUGCUUGUGGUAACAAAUUGACCAGUAGAGAAGCUUAUGUUUACGUUCAUGGCAUAUUGAAAAAUGCAAGAAGGGGGGUGGGGGGCAAGGUCCAAAAUGUAACUUCAAUGUGUACCUGUAUGUGUCAGACAAAUUACAGAAAUAAUAUAUAUGUAUAUAAAGUAGGUGAUGAUGCAGAAUGAAGUUGAUCAUGGGCUUAUCAGUGGGACCACCCCAGCAUUCAUCUUAGCAGCUUGGAAAACCCAUGUCCCGAUACUUGGACCAGUGCACAUGCUAAUUCUCCCAAAUGUGAGCUCAGUGCACUAACAAUGGCUUAGCUACCUUGUUGAGAGCAUGAUUGGAAGGGAAGCCACAUAUGCAUAGUCAACAAGGAGAUUGACAUGCACUGACAUGGCAUGGAGAAAAGAUAUAUCCAUUAAAAUAAAUUGAAGGAAAGAGAAGCUAAAACUUUUCAGUUAGUGAGAAGUUUAGUGCAAGAAGGAGAAGUUAUAACUUUUGAGCACACAUUUCCUUUAGCACUGCAGUAAUUGACUUCAGAACCUAUUACAGCUGUGUCUGGAUUGUGUAUCCAAAACUUUUAUUCUAAAAACAUCAGAAUUUGGCAGAGGUCUACUGUUACAGAACUAAUAUUGGUAUUAACAGAAACAUUCUUGUUGAAUGAAUGCACUGAACAAUAAAAUACAUGUGUUUACUUGGCAGAAAUGUGAAACAAUGUGACAAACCCAUAAGUGCAUCAAUAAGUUUAACUAGGAACCAGUUAUGUAACAGACUCAUUAUCCUGACAGAGCAAAAAUUCACAGGCAAACUCAAAGAUAUUUGAGGAAAGCACAACUUUAUACAGAAGUGGUUCCUGAACACAUGGUUGAAGAAUGAAAAUACUGGCUUGUACCAUCUACUUCUGAGGAUUGGCAGGCUUCAGGCCCUCUCUUACAUCUACGCAUUCAUUCUGCAUAUUUUACAUUCCGUUAAGUAUGACAAGCAUGUUAUACAUUACAACUAACAUAGAAUCCAGCAUUAUGGCAGAAAUAGUAUGGAGGAAAAAAGCCUAAGUAGGUAUAUACAAUAGUUACAUUUUGAAAAUUAUAAGAAACGUAACAAGAAAAAAAAUGCAUUACACAUUUAAGUGUGAAAAAAUGAUGCUGUAAAAGAAAA